Molecule: messenger RNA, 1670 nt
Organism: Phacochoerus africanus (Common warthog)
Lineage: Eukaryota; Metazoa; Chordata; Mammalia; Artiodactyla; Suidae
Gene: CD53
Product: CD53 molecule
Exons: 8
Coding region: 220-879 (219 amino acids)
Cellular component (GO): membrane
Source: RefSeq, a predicted model, not a curated record
AGGCUGAAGAGGGCGGGCCCAGGCUCACUUCCUCCCUCUCCUCAUCUGGGCUUCCUGUCGUCACAGUGUGAUCACAUUUAUUCCCCCUUAACUUCUCCUUUUACACAAAUAGCCCCGACAUCCGCAUUACCAGCUUUGUCUCGGGGCCGCAUUGAUAAUCAUUAACUCUGCCUAAAGGACCGAGGAAAAGUGCCUGCAAAAGGGCAAGAAUAUCUCAGCAUGGGCAUAAGUAGCUUGAAAUUGCUGAAGUAUGUCCUGUUUUUCUUCAACUUGCUCUUCUGGUUCUGUGGCUGUUGCAUUUUGGGCUUUGGGAUCUACCUCCUGAUCCACAACGACUUUGGAGUGCUCUUCCAUAAGCUCCCCUCUCUCACACUGGGCAAUGUGCUUAUCAUCGUUGGCUCCAUUAUCAUGGUAGUUGCCUUCCUGGGCUGCAUGGGAUCCAUCAAGGAGAACAAGUGCCUGCUGAUGUCGUUCUUUGUCUUGCUGCUGAUUAUUCUCCUUGCGGAGGUGACCUUAGCCAUCCUGCUCUUCGUGUAUGAACCUAAGCUGAAUGUCUAUGUGGCUGAGGGCCUGACCGACAGCAUCCAUCGAUAUCACUCAGACAACAGCACCAAGGCAGCAUGGGACUCCAUCCAGACAUUUCUUCAAUGCUGUGGUAUAAAUGGCACGAGUGAUUGGCACGGCAGACCACCAACAUCUUGUCCCACAGACUCACAAGUUAAGGGUUGCUUUGUAAAAGCAAAGCUGUGGUUUCACUCCAAUUUCCUGUAUAUCGGAAUCAUCACUAUCUGCGUGUGUGUGAUCCAGGUGUUGGGGAUGUCCUUUGCACUGACCCUGAACUGCCAGAUUGACAAAACCAGCCAGGUCUUAGGACUGUGACCUGCUGCUACCAUAUGCUGGAGAGACUUGUCUCAUCUCUGGAAGUCUAAAGUCACCUGUAGCGUGAAGCCCUAAAUGAUCACCUCGUGAACUGGUGUCUUUGUCCCCCUACUGUUUCUUUCCUGUUUGGGUCCCUGUCUUAUCCAACCAGAGAAGAGGAUGCUGGCCAGGGACUUGCCACCUCAGACAGCAAGACAAUCCUUUACCCAAUCAUGACAGAAGCCAUAUCAUUUACCAAUACCUGAGCAUUUGUCAGAUAUGAAAACCCAAGAGAACCUGUGGUAAUAAUGGCUUAAGAGCAAAGCAUCAGUCUGAAGCUUGAGUAUUUGCAUCUUCCUGUUGUCAAACAAGUCUCUAGCCUCUAAGUCAUGCCCAGUCCACUCCCCGAAGUCAAGCCAGAGACGAGCUUUAGAGAGGAGCUCUGGGGCUAGAUUCACUGGAUCAUUGUCUCAGUCUUCUGGUUCCUUUUGAAUAGGGGUCUUUUUUACAGGAAUGACAGAGUACUCUUUCUCCAAAGGUGAGGUUUCACUUCAAUUUCUUUAUUAAGGGGUCUUAUUAAUUCAUUCUCAGUCUUUCCAAAAGAAACUAUCCAAUGACUCACAUCCUGAUUUCAGCCCAUCUCUUAGAUUUGAUUUCCAUAACUAGGAAGGAAUUCAGCAGAAUGAGUGUCUCUGGUGGUUUAGGUGAUAAUCACAUUCAGAAGAGUUCUGAUGUUAUUUUUCUAUCAGAUAAGGUUUUGUUAAUGCACUGUUUUUAAGUCUUCAAUAAAUAAAGUAGCUAUGAUCUCUCAA